AUGGAAGACAAAGAAGUGGGAAUUUUCACGGUUAUGCUGAUGUUAUGGUGGAGUGCAGGGAAUUGUGUGACUUUCGAUUCAACAGUUGCAAAAGAUGGUUCAGGCAACUACAAAAGCAUCACUGAAGCGUUACAUGCAGCUCCGAAGCAGAGUAAAAAGUCAUAUUUUAUACAUGUCAAAGCAGGAGUUUACCAUGAGAACAUCACUGUUCCCACUGAUAAAACAAAUAUAGCCCUUGUUGGUGAUGGUAUGGGAGUCACAAUAAUUGCAGCAAGUAAAAGUGAGAAAAAAGGAUUUGCAACACCUAACACAGCCACAUUAGAAGUUUACGGCAGCGGUUUUAUUGGAAUGAAGAUGACAAUCAGGAAUACUGCUAGAGCAAUAGGUGGUCCAGCGGCUGCAUUAACUAGUGCAACUUAUUUUAACGGUUUCGCUUCAUAUUAUCAAUGCAGCUUUGAGGGUUUCCAGGAUACGAUUUUUGCGCAAAUAGGAUCGGCAUUUUUUAGAGAAUGUAAGGUCUAUGGCACCAUAGAUUUUAUCUGUGGUGAUGGAAAAGCCAUUUUUCAAAAUAGUGCAAUUUAUGCAAGAACACCAUUACCUGGACAAGGAGUCAGAAUGCUUGCCCCGGGUUUAGACAAUUUUACUCAAAAUCCUGGGCUAGUUCUUCAGAAUUGUACAAUAUCCCCUGCAGCAGAUUUUAAAAAGUCAUCGGUGAGAAGCUUCCUAGGCUGGCCAUGGAAAAAUCAAGGGAAGGGAGUAAUUAUGUCAAGUUAUAUUAAUGACUUUAUUGACCCGCAAGGCUGGACUCCAAAUCCCAAUGUGAAGAUCAUAUAUUUGGCGGAGUAUAAUAAUAGAGGACCAGGGUCCGGUAUCAAAGGAAGAGUAAAAUGGUCGAAAAUCAUCGAUAAAACAGAAGCGUUUAAGUUCACAGUGCGUAACUUUAUGCACGGUGAUAAAUGGAUCCCCAACAUAAUCCCACAUUAUUUAGAUCUUUGA
Molecule: messenger RNA, 996 nt
Organism: Lycium barbarum (goji berry)
Lineage: Eukaryota; Viridiplantae; Streptophyta; Magnoliopsida; Solanales; Solanaceae
Product: putative pectinesterase/pectinesterase inhibitor 22
Exons: 2
Coding region: 1-996 (331 amino acids)
Biological process (GO): cell wall modification
Molecular function (GO): pectinesterase inhibitor activity; pectinesterase activity
Source: RefSeq, a predicted model, not a curated record